CGACGAGGAGACAUGAUCGCAAAGGUGGCAACCAUCCUGAGCCUAGCAGCAAUGGCUGCAGCCGGAGCCAUAGCACCACACGGAGGUUUUAGUACAACUCACCGGAAGCAAGAUGACUUCGGGCGCUACAGCUUCGGCUACAACGUGGUGAACGGCCUGGGCGCCAGGAACAGCCGCUACGAGACCGGCGCGGCAUAUGGACCCGUAGUGGGCAGCUACAGCCUCGCCGACAUCGAUGGCCGCGCCCGUCGCGUCGAUUACGUGGCCGACAAACUCGGCUUCCGCGCCGUGGUGCGCACCAAUGAGCCUGGCACCAAGACGAGCCUGGCCGCCGCCGCGCCCUACGUGUCCGCCAAGGGACCUGUAGUACCUUCGGCUGGAUUCGGAGGAGGAUACUUCCCCUUCGCUGGUGGCUACGGAGGCUACGGAGGCUUCUACGGCUGAGACGCUUGCCUGAGUCGCCUAAACACACUCCGUCUACGCUUGCGCUAAGUUCGGCGGAGUCUGCUCUUUCAAGCUUACCUCUCUCCGUUCCUGCUGUGCAUCGUGAUUGUCCGUCAUCUUCCGUGACUCCCGUUGCUGAUCGCUGCUGAGGCCCUUCUUCGUCCCCGUGUUGUCUCUAGUCUUGUCGCUGCUUGUGUUGAUGCUU
Messenger RNA from Dermacentor silvarum, 649 nucleotides. RefSeq names its product adult-specific rigid cuticular protein 15.7-like. The record is from RefSeq and is a predicted model, not a curated record. NCBI's taxonomy places the organism in Eukaryota, Metazoa, Arthropoda, Arachnida, Ixodida, Ixodidae. Bases 13 to 444 code for a protein of 143 amino acids. Gene Ontology annotation, cellular component: chitin-based extracellular matrix. The transcript has 4 exons. Gene Ontology annotation, molecular function: structural constituent of chitin-based larval cuticle.